AUGGUUGAAAAUACAGAGGUGGUAGAAGAGAAAGAGAGUGAUGAAGAGGCUCAGAAGGACGAUAGAGGUUCUGAGGAAGAGACAGAACCUGAACCUGAAGCAGAAGCUGAAGAAGACAAAGAAAAAGAUGUUGAAACAGAGGCUCGGGUUGAGGUUCAAGAUGAGGUUGAGAUGAAUGAAGCCAAUGAAAAAAUACCUGAGAAAGAGCCUGAUGAGGUUCAAGAUGAGGUUGAGAUGAAUGAAGCCAAUGAAAAAAUACCUGAGAAAGAGCCUGAUGAGGUUCAAGAUGAGGUUGAGAUGAAUGAAGCCAAUGAAAAAAUACCUGAGAAAGAGCCUGAUGAGGUUCAAGAUGAGGUUGAGAUGAAUGAAGCCAAUGAAAAAAUACCUGAGAAAGAGCCUGAUGAGGUUCAAGAUGAGGUUGAGAUGAAUGAAGCCAAUGAAAAAAUACCUGAGAAAGCUCGGGUUGAGGUUCAAGAUGAGGUUGAGAUGAAUGAAGCCAAUGAAAAAAUACCUGAGAAAGAGCCUGAUGAGGUUCAAGAUGAGGUUGAGAUGAAUGAAGCCAAUGAGAUUGAAGAAGAGGUUGAAAUAGAGGCUCGGGUUGAAGUUGAAACCGAGAAAACUCCUACACCACCACGUGGUAGGACUAAGGCAGCAGCCGCGAGGAGACAAGUCCUUACAACACCAGAGAAGUUGUUCGAAAAGGCUGAAAAAAUUGUGGAGGAAGAGGUGGAAGAACCUGAGGAAGAGGUGGAAGAACCUGAGGAAGAGGCUAAAGAAAUGGUGGAGGAUGAGGUGGAAGAACCCAAGAAAGAGACUGAAAAAUAUACUGAGGAAGAAAAGUAA
Messenger RNA from Brassica oleracea var. oleracea, 843 nucleotides. RefSeq names its product probable inactive protein kinase DDB_G0270444. The transcript has a single exon. The record is from RefSeq and is a predicted model, not a curated record. Bases 1 to 843 code for a protein of 280 amino acids. Lineage: Eukaryota; Viridiplantae; Streptophyta; Magnoliopsida; Brassicales; Brassicaceae.